This is a messenger RNA of Suillus plorans, 408 nucleotides long. RefSeq names its product cytochrome P450. The annotation marks the transcript as partial. The transcript has 5 exons. The record is from RefSeq and is a predicted model, not a curated record. Lineage: Eukaryota; Fungi; Basidiomycota; Agaricomycetes; Boletales; Suillaceae. Gene Ontology annotation, molecular function: heme binding; iron ion binding; oxidoreductase activity, acting on paired donors, with incorporation or reduction of molecular oxygen.
GAGGGGACUGCGAGGCCAUCAUUUGCGAGGUUCAUUUUAGAACACCAGAAACAGUACCAGCUCGAAGACAAGCAACUGGGAUACAUUGCGGGAGGAAUGUUUGCCGCCGGUUCUGAUACGACUGCAUCCGCAAUCACAAUCAUGAUGAUGGCCGCUACCAUUUACACAGAUGCACAGGCUCGUGUACAAGAGGAACUUGAUGACGUUGUGGGGCAUACACAGUUACCGACAUUUGCUGAUCAGGAAAUGCUGCCGCAAGUUACCGUGUUCAUGCUUGAGAGUUUCAGGUGGAGACCUGACAUAAUUUGGAAUAACUACCUCAUUCCUGCAGGUGCGACUGUUAUUGGCAACCAUUGGGCUAUCACAAAUGAUCCCAAGGUCUUCCCAGAACCACACAAGUUUAAUCCU